This is a messenger RNA of Aureobasidium melanogenum CBS 110374, 828 nucleotides long. RefSeq names its product RTA1 like protein. The coding region runs from base 1 to 828 and encodes 275 amino acids. The record is from RefSeq and is a predicted model, not a curated record. The transcript has 3 exons. Gene Ontology annotation, cellular component: membrane. NCBI's taxonomy places the organism in Eukaryota, Fungi, Ascomycota, Dothideomycetes, Dothideales, Saccotheciaceae.
AUGUCAGACUCUGGAACUCAAUAUGGCGACUUCAGGCUGUAUCGGUAUGAUCCUAGCAUGGCCGCUGCUGUAAUUUUCAUAAUCGCGUUCAUCGUGAUUACUGCUUUGCACUUCUACCAAAUGGUCCGAACAAAGACUUAUUUUUUCGUCCCAUUCGUCAUUGGAGGGCUCUUCGAAGUCAUUGGCUAUAUAGGACGUGCCAUCUCGAGCGAUGAAGCCCCGAACUUCAGCAUUCCCGCCUACUCCAUUCAAGCCAUCUUGAUCCUCGUCGCUCCUGCUCUGUUCGCCGCAAGCAUAUACAUGGAACUCGGACGCAUCAUCCUGCUGACCGACGGCGAACAACAUAGCAUCAUUCCCAGUAAAUGGCUCACAAAAAUCUUCGUCAUUGGCGAUGUCAUCAGUUUCUGUCUACAGGCCGCAGGAGGAGGUAUCAUGGCUUCAGGCACACUUCAAGCACUCGAAAACGGCGAACACAUCACCAUUGGAGGUCUCGUUAUCCAGAUCAUCUUUUUCGGCUUCUUCAUCAUUGUCAGCAUUACUUUCAACGUUCGCAUGGAGAGGGUACCCACCAGCCGCAGCAUGAUCCGCUCAAACCCCUGGAAGAAACACCUAUACACUCUUUACGGCGGUAGCGCACUCAUUUUGAUCAGAUCGGUCUUCCGUUUGAUCGAGUACGCUCAGGGCAAUGAUGGCUAUCUCAUCUCACACGAGUGGUUUCUGUACAUCUUCGAUGCCUGCUUGAUGUUUGCGACAAUGGUGUUGUUUGCCUGGUACCACCCAAGCGAGAUAUGGGCUAUGCUCAACAAGAACGGUGGAGUCGAUAUCUAG